AUGAAGGCCUCUGUCAUUACCACUCUGCUUGCUCAGGCUCUUGCCGUCAGUGCUUUGCAGAAGUACUGCAACGGUGGACAAGGUCUCGCCAGUGGAAACACCUGUGAAUGCCUCAACGUACAAUCAUCAGCGUUCCCCACUUUCCGCGGAUCAUGCUUCUCCCCCCAGAGCAUUCGUGAUCGGGAGGAUGUCAACCAGGACUGCCCUGGAGGUUGCGACUAA
Molecule: messenger RNA, 222 nt
Organism: Colletotrichum fioriniae
Lineage: Eukaryota; Fungi; Ascomycota; Sordariomycetes; Glomerellales; Glomerellaceae
Source: RefSeq, a predicted model, not a curated record